Molecule: messenger RNA, 1116 nt
Organism: Silurus meridionalis
Lineage: Eukaryota; Metazoa; Chordata; Actinopteri; Siluriformes; Siluridae
Product: little elongation complex subunit 1-like
Exons: 10
Coding region: 154-1116 (320 amino acids)
Source: RefSeq, a predicted model, not a curated record
AAGGAGAAAAUACGCUGUAGAAACACUGAUCGUUCAGAUAUUGUUAUGAGAAAAUGAAAAUACUUUAUUAAAAGAUUUGUAAUUAAAGCUGUUUUCUAUUUCUCCAGAUUCAGCAAACUCUCUAGAAGUAAAGACUAGAAAAGACCUACAGAAAUGGAGAACGCAAGCAUAAGCCAGUCGAAGCUUCAGGCCACGAAGACUCUGAAGAUGCAGAAUACCAAAACUCACAAAAAUGUCAGUGUUGAAAAACAGCUUCUGGCACUUCAAGAAGUGAACAUCAGACAAAAUCUGGAAAUCCGAGUCCUGAAGUACACAAUCAGUAGCUUCGAGAAAAGCAUCUGCUUAAUCGAGGAAAAACUCUUCAAACAGGGAAAUGAGUUGAACAAAGAGAAAAAGUGCUCCUCCACGCAGACUGAGAACGAGCAGGAAGCUGACAAAGGCCCAAAGCCCACAGCAAAGAGAACUGGAUCAGACAUGUCACCACCCAGGAAAGCUCAAAAGCCUCGACUUGAUGCUGUUCCAGCUGAUCCUACUAACACAACACACACAACACAAUCUCUCAUCUCCAGUGCGUUAGAAACAUUACAAAAGUCCUGUUCUGAUGUUUUACCUACAGACAGGAUUCAUGCACUUCUCACAGGAACAAGUGAACUUCCUGUUCUGAGAGAUGAAGAGAAACACGUCAUUUCUGAGUUUUGUGUAAACGAGUCCUUAGCAGAGACGUUUCUGUCUGAGAUUUUGGAGAAGAUCAAGGUGGAGAGAGGGUUUAUGGGACAUGAUCUCCUGCAGUCUCUCUGUAGGGUUUAUGUAGGCGUGUGUCAACAGAGAGGAGACUCUCACAAAGCACAUGGUCUCGCCUACAGACUCCUUAAAGAAGACUUUCUUGAAGCCCCCAAAGUAAUUAUGGUCAUGAUCACAGCAUGGCCGAGUAUUUUGUCCCAUGAAAGUUCUUUAUGCCGAUCGAUUCACGUAGUGAGCAACCGGAAAGCAAAGGGAAAGAUAUUUUACUUGCUCAGCAACUAUCUGCGCUGGGAUGAGGAGCCUCCGGGAAACAUCUACAAUAUGAUCACCAGCACCCUGAAGUCUUUUCUGGAAGACAGCAGUCUGAGGUCCUGA